This is a messenger RNA of Pieris rapae (cabbage white), 3211 nucleotides long. Its product is annotated as zinc finger and BTB domain-containing protein 17. Gene Ontology annotation, molecular function: protein binding. The record is from RefSeq and is a predicted model, not a curated record. Gene Ontology annotation, cellular component: nucleus. The transcript is spliced from 12 exons. Lineage: Eukaryota; Metazoa; Arthropoda; Insecta; Lepidoptera; Pieridae. Bases 168 to 2318 code for a protein of 716 amino acids. Gene Ontology annotation, biological process: regulation of transcription by RNA polymerase II.
CCGAAUACAUACGGUUUGCUACGCGCGCCAAUGUGUUCGUUGGAGCGCCUGGAGCGCGGAGCGGUCGGUUCCGACGGGUGUCGAGUUUUUUACCCUGCAUCAGUCGUGGCACGCGCGCCAGUUGUGACGGAUAUAUCGUAUUUUUUGUGUUUGUUGCGCUCCCCAUUAUGGAUAACCAAAGUUGCCGAAAAUUAAUACGACUGUAUGGUACAAAAGAACUACUGUGGAAUAGCAAAAGUUCUUCGUAUCAUAAUAAAUCGCUUAGAGAAGAGGCUUGGAGAGAAAUCAGUAGUGAAAUGGGAGUCCCUAUGCCGGAAUUAAAGAAAAAAAUGACUGUGCUCCUAUCAUCGUACAGAAGAGAAAAAUGGAGAAUAUCUAAAAGCCAAAUCACUGGUUCUGGUCGGGACAGUAUUUACGUAUCAAAAUGGUUUGGUUAUGACGACUUCAGUUUUAUGCAAGACAAGUGUACACCAAGUGUUGAAGCCGGAUGCAGUGAACUAGAGAAAGAAACAUUAAAUAUGACAUCGACUGACACAUAUCAGUUAAAAUGGCAUUCUCACAGCUCCCAUUUAAAUGGUUCAGUGGCAUCGUUGCUACGCUCGGAGCGUUUUACGGACGUUGUACUUUGUACCAUGGAUGGGUCUCAGAUACCGGCCCACAAAUUCAUCCUCAGCUCAUGCAGCGUCUACUUCAGUAAUCUCUUCGAAGGACAACGUUCUGUGACGCGUAUGGGGGGAAUACUGUAUGUAGUACUGCCAUCAGAGAUAUCCACAAAAGCCUUAAAGAUUCUCGUAGAGUACAUGUAUAAAGGUGAAACCACAGUCUCUAAUGAAGUGUUAGACAUAGUAUUAAAAGCAGGAGAAGUACUCAAAAUUAGGGGAUUAUGGCGUCAGACAGAUGAGAUUGGAGGUGAUUCUACACCUGCUGAGAAGACCACCACUAGCCCAUCAUCUGCUAAGCAAACUGAGAAAACAAAAGAAGUUUCCAAAAUAGCCUUAAAAAAAGAUGAUAAAAUUCUCAAAACGUUUAAUCCAAUACAGGGCCAGGGUGGGAGACCAAUGUUUAUUGGCCCCCCAAAGUUGGUUUUCAUCAAAACAAGUGAUGGGACUACUCAAGCAGCUAUAAGACCUGGCGUACCAGGAACCAAAGGUCAGACUAUACUUGUGACCCCAGCUCCAGCUAACACGGAAACCACUACAUCCACAAUCACAAUGCCCACACCAACUAUCAGUUUGGCUAUAGAUGAUGCCGAAGAAGGAAUUCCAGCUAGGGUUGUAAAAAGAAAUGUGGCAGAAAAGAAAUAUGGAAAGAAACAAAAGGUGGAGCCUUUGGAAGAAAUUAAGGAUGAUGAUGCAGGCUCUGUUACUUCAAAGAAAUCAAGUCAAAGUAAUUCGGCUGUAGAAGUCCAUGUGAAAGAAGAGCCAGAAUGGGAUGCAAGCAGCAUUGAGGAAGAAGAGAGGUCCAUAGCAGAGAUGUUCCAAGCCGAGAUGAGUGUAAAGUCGGAGCCAUGUGAUGAUGUAGAUGUUGAGGAAGAGGGACUGCUCUACAGUCCACUGUCAUGUGAGCUUUGCGCUGAAGUGUUCUCGGUUCCCGCUGCAUGGGUCAGGCAUGUGCAGCAUCAUGCAGACAAUGAUCAUCAUCAUGCUCGGAAAAGGAAGCGACAAUCAGAUAGCGACGACACAGAAGAAACGACAGCUUUACUCCGCUGUGACCUUUGCCAGAAACAUUUCCCGAACCCAGCCGAAUGGGUGAGACACGUACAAAGCUCGCACACUGAGACAGAAUUGGCCUUAUCAAACAACAGUGAACCACCAAAACGUCACAAUCGUUUCACAGACGGCGAGCAAAACAAGAAAUGCGAACAAUGCAACAAGAUGUUCCCGUCGCAUGCCUCCAUGCUCAUACACUUGCGCACGCACACGGUUUCCGAGAUGUGUGAAGAUAUUACUAAAAGAAAUGCACGAAACUGUAAAAAAUAUCGUUUACGAAAAAAAUCUGCAAAUCCAAAUCAGAGGGUAGUAAUAAAAAAAACUAACUCUGAAAAGUGUCGACAGUAUAGACAACGAAAAAAAUUGCUUGCACAACAAGUACAAUCAAAUAACGAAGCUAUUUAUAUACCAUCAAACUCAAGUUUGCAAAUGACGUUAGAACCUCAGCUUAUUACCACAGGUGAACGCCCAUUCGUAUGCGGGCUCUGCAACAAAGGCUUCAACGUGAAAUCCAACCUGUUGCGUCACCUGCGUACAUUACACGACCAAGUGGUGAGCCCCACUCAGCUCGAUGAAGCUGGACCUUCAGAGCUGAAGAAGGAGACCUGAGCCAGGGGAGGAGGGGCAGGCAGAGGUCGCGGACGUCCGCCGCGUUCGGCGCUGAGCUCAGGCCGCAAAGGCGGCGUGGGCCGAGGCGACGCCGGCGCACUUCGCAAGCAGAGCUACUCGCUCUUCCUCAAGCAGCGAGCCGUUCUCUUCUCCGCCAAGAAGUGGAAAUAGCACCGCUAGUACCGUGAGACGCUCAUUUCAUUUCGUACAUUAAUAUUUUGUUUUAAAUUAAACUACUAAUCAUAGUCAAAGUAUGCUUAUUCAACUCCAUUUAAAUUUAUUCACAACUUCAAGAAAAACUGUCUUAUUCAUAUCUGUGAUUGCAUCUGAUGAUGUGACACUAUUAAUUGAAUUAAUAGAUUGUGUAUCAACUUUUUAUGAGUACUGUAAUGUUUUUUUUAAUCCAUUUAGGAUACAAUACAUACUGAGAAUUUUAAAGCAAAUAAUGCACUUUGGUAAAAUCGAAACGAUUUUUAAUUGUACUGUACUUAAUCGUGAGUGUCUCAAGGUAAAAGCGGGAAUUAACUGCCCCUCCUCCCUUUUAAUUUUAAGAGUAAAUUAUUUUUAUAUCUAGUCUACUAGAUCUCAUUUCUUUGACAAGUAGUCAUUUGAAUAUAGUUUUAGGUAAACAUUGGUUUUAAUAUAAUAUCCAAAGAAUUGUUUUGUUGUUGAACGAAUGUCAACUGUUUUUUUAAAUUUAUGAGACAAUUGCAUAAUAUUUUAAGUGAUAAGUGACAUUUAGAUUUUAAUUUCGUCAUAGGGACAUUAAUUUUAUUGAAGAAACUUAUUUUAUGUUCUUACAUUCCUAUGUGUGGUACUUAAUUUAAUACUCAUGUUUAACAUGUAUUUGUACUAUUUUAUAAAAUAGCGAAGAGAAAUAAAAGUCAGAUAUU